Micromonas commoda is the source of this 939-nucleotide messenger RNA. RefSeq lists its product with no specific name. Lineage: Eukaryota; Viridiplantae; Chlorophyta; Mamiellophyceae; Mamiellales; Mamiellaceae. The coding region runs from base 1 to 939 and encodes 312 amino acids. Gene Ontology annotation, cellular component: RNA polymerase I complex. The record is from RefSeq and is a predicted model, not a curated record. The transcript has a single exon. Gene Ontology annotation, biological process: DNA-templated transcription initiation.
AUGGCCGCCGCCGCCCGCUCGGCGCAUCACGCAUCGACCAGCGAGACCCCCGCGAGCGUCAUCACCAAGAGCGCGGUGUUCAAGCUCGGCAUCCACCCGAGCGCCAUGCACGACGCCCUCGGGGGCGCGAAGGAGCUCCUCGACGGCAUGCUCAUGCGCCACCACCACCAGCUCGGCGGCGUGCUCGUGUCCUACGCCGACGCGCGUCUCGUCGGCAGCGACGCGCGGAUAAUCCACCAGGCUGGAUACUGCGACGUCCACGUGCGCUGCACCGCGCGGGUCUUCUGCCCGAAACCAGGGCGCAAGCUCCUGGGCGUGGUGAACAAGGUGGGCGCGGACUUCGUCGGCAUGCUCGUCAUGGGCGUCUUCAACGCCUCCGUCUCCGCGGCGGACAUCUCGGACGAGUUCAUCCACAACCCAAUCGACGCGAGCCCGGGGGGAUGCUGGGAGAGCGCCGAGGAUAACGGCGAGCACCGAAUCGCGGUCGGCGACGAGGUGGUGUUCGUGGUCAAGGCGGUGAGCGAGCACGACGACGUGUUGCACCUGUUGGGAAGUUUGAAGGAGGAAGGCACGGGUGAGGCGACGCGGGUGUCGCGGUCGGGGUACUCGCUGCCCGAGUCGAUCUUGUCGGGAGGAGGGAGCCGCCCGAACGGGAAUGGCGGAAGGGACGGGGAGGUCGCGGGUUCGAUCCCCGGCGGGGUGACGACGUCGGGUGGCGACGGCGUCGUCGGCGGCGCGGGGGGCUCGGAAGGGGACGUCGCGACGCCGAAGAAGAAGGGGAAGAAGGGGAAAAACGGCGUCAACGGCGCAAACGGAAAGUCCUCGGAGAAGAAGGAUAAGAGCGCCAAGAAGGAGAAGAAGGAGAAGAAGGAAAAGGCGGAGAAGAAGGAGAAGAAGGAUAAGAGCGCCAAGAAGGAGAAGCGAAAGCGCGAGGACUGA